This is a messenger RNA of Brassica napus (rape), 10066 nucleotides long. RefSeq lists its product as uncharacterized. Gene Ontology annotation, molecular function: zinc ion binding; nucleic acid binding. NCBI's taxonomy places the organism in Eukaryota, Viridiplantae, Streptophyta, Magnoliopsida, Brassicales, Brassicaceae. The record is from RefSeq and is a predicted model, not a curated record. Bases 6434 to 7828 code for a protein of 464 amino acids. The transcript has 5 exons.
UCUUUUCAGUCCAAAUACAAUAUAUAUGUGUUUAAUUACAAAUACAAAUUUCUUAAUUUAAUUAUUACUAUAGAAAAUAUUUUGAUCCAAAAUCUACAUCACAUAAAUAAAACUAUGAAACAAAAGAAAAUAAUUUAAUACAUUGAUUAUCAAUAUUAAUAUUGAAGUUUUAUGAUUUAUAAUAAUUUAAAAUUUCUAUCAAAAUUAAUUAUUAUUUUUAUAAAAAUAAACAUCAGAACUAAAAAAUGGUUAAGUAUGUAGAUAUAUUAGUCCACACAAGGUGCGGGGCAUCAACUAGUUUGGCUUUAAUAUUGGAGUAAGGAAUUUAAUUUUUAAAACAAAUAUUUCGGGAUUUGUUUAUAAAGAAACAAUUACUAACAACACCUAUUAAGUAUAAUUAUUAUAUGAAAUAAACGGUUAACAAGUCACUACAAGAAAUAUUGGUUUUGAUAGCAGUAGAGGAUAGCAUUUUUGUCUUUCUGCUAUGGUUGACAUACCCGUUUGUUUUAGAUAGCGUUUGUAUAUUUUGAAACGCUAUGAUAGAGUAGUAUAUUUGGAAACGUUAUGAUAGCGGAUGUUUAAUAGCAAAAUAAUUAAAAUGCUAUGUUUGGUUUAUCUAAUCCCUAAACCCUAAACAAGUUUUUAAACCCUAAACUCCAAGUAUAAACCUUAAAAAUCUUAUAUUCUCAUACUAUAACUUCAAAUCUUGAAUUUUAACUCAAAUUUAUUCUUUUUAAGUUUAAUAUAUAACUUCCAAACACACAAACCUUAAUUCCUCAAUCAAACUCUAUACCCUAAAUCCUAACAUGAAACAUAUAUAAACCAUGCAUCCAAUACAUAUAAAUUUCAAAUCUAAAAUUUUAUUAAUCUAACAAAUUUUAAAUCUAAAUCUUAAUCACAAAUCCUUAUAUAGUAACUAUAACCCUUGUACUUUCAAAAAUUUUAACCCUAAAAUCAUAACAUAAAACACUUUACACAAACUAAUUAUAAAAACCCCAUUAUGCAGUUUUUGAAAAUCAUAUAACCAGAAAAAUCUAAUCAAAAUUUAUAUUUCAUAUGUUAAAUUACAAUAUAUAAUCUUUACAUUUAGGCAAUUUAUAAAACAAUUAAAAAGAAAUCUAAAAACAAUUUUAUUGCUUCUUUUUAUGACCAUUGAUUGAUUCUAAUCUAAGGGCUGAGAUUUUUCUUUUGUCUAUCUCCAACCUUCUCUGUCAUUGGUUAAUUUUUUUUCUCAAAGAUCACGGUUCUUAGCCAUUGAUGCAACGUAAUCCAAAGGCCACAAUUUAGUCUUUCUCUUUCUCACUUAUCUUCUCCUUUACGACUUUUUAUUUUUCUUUCUUCAGCAACAACAUCGACAAUUAAUCCAAUGAGGGCAAAGCAACUGGUUGUUGGACCACCAUGGUAGAAGAGACGACUGCACCGGUCUGAGUUCGUCGCUGUCGUCACCGGUCUCGAACUCGGAGGGAGCAUGGUGGUGCUUAGUAGCGAGGGUGAUUUCUGAAAGGGCGGCGGAGAGUGGAGGCGUGAAGAGUUCGAGGUGGUGAUGAAGUUUUGUCAAAGCAAAGCCCUCGCAACAUCGCAGUGCUCAUCCUCUUGUCCGGUGACGUUUUAAAACUCCUGAAGCAGGAUUACACAGAUGGCAAAGGAAUCUAGCGGUGGUGGUGGAGGUGAAGCCGAGCAAGAAGAAGAAGAGAGGUGGAGAAAGAGAGACGACAAAGACACACAAGGAAGAAGAGGAUACGGCAAGGUGGAUGGGAGAAGACAACACAUGUGGCUGAGAAGAUUAGAUUUAGGUUUAUUUUUUAAUCUGGGUUUAGGGUCUUUUUAAUUUUGGGUUUCGUUUUUGUAAUACAAUUUUAAUUAAUAAAUUAAUUUUAAUUAUAAAUCAAUUUUAAUUUAUAAAUUGCUAUUUCGAUAUAUAUUUUUUAAUUUUUUUUUAUUAUUUAAUAAGAUAAUAAUAACGAAAAAGAAACGCUAUAAAAAUAUAUUUAAUUGCAUACACAAAAGCGCUAUAAUAUAUAACAAUAAGAUAGCAGUGCAAAAAACCGCUAUCUAAUGUGUCUGACCUACUAUGACGGGCGAUGAUACAGCGCUUCAUAAACCGCUGUCGUAUCGUUAGAUAGGGUUUUUCGUCCGCUAAUAAAAGUCUUUUUUCUUGUAGUGAGUAAACGCGGGAACAAAUUAAUAAUACUUAAUACUUGACUUGUAUAGCGAGUAACAAAUUUUAGAUUGAAUGAAUUGUUAUGAAUAAAUAUCAAUUGACAUUAACAAUAUCUACCGAUAAUAUCAUCAUUACUUUUAUCUAUAUUUAGUUGAUGAUUUUAAUGACUAAUAUUAUAGUCAGUUUCUCUGACUUUUAUUAGAGAUAUUGAUCAAAUACAUAUUAUUAAAAAAAUUAUAUAUAAGUAUACUAAUAUAUCUGAAUUAAUCGGUUUCUUUGGUUUAUUCGGUUUGAUCGCUUAAUAUACUGAACCAUAUCUAUAUAUUGCGGUUUCUUAAAAAAUAACAUUCAUUCAAUUUAUUCGGUACUACCAUAUCCAGUUAAUUUGACAAUACUAAAUAUUUGUUUUCAAGCCGAGAUAAAACAAAUAGCAAAAUUAGACCGAUUAACGAAUAAUUAUGUACAGCCCUAGCUGAAAGGAAAAAGAAGAAAUCAUACCCUCAAUUCCGUGAAGGCUCAAAUAAUGGUUGAACUGCAUGUUCCCUCAGUUCCACGAGAUUUAUAACUUAUUAAACCAAGCAAAGGUCAUAUCAGUUUUCAGUUUUCACUCGACUAGUCACCUAAAGAAGAGUCUAUUUGCAUUGUAUUAAGCUCUUAGCUGCCUCAACAAGACUAUGGACACAAAAAGCGACCAUGAUAUUACCAUACAUGAUCUUCUUUGUUGUUUUUGAUGUUGUUAAAAAAUUAUAAAAUAGGACGAAAUAUAUAAUCAAUAAUGAAAUUAUCUUUUUUUUAAUUGACGUUUUAAACUAAUUUAGCUAUUUCUAUCAAUAUGUUUCAUUUGCUGAUUAAAAUAAUAAAUCACCUCAAUAUUAAAUUUUAAACAUCCACAUCUUUUAUUAGCGAGUAACAAAUUUUAGAUAUGUGAUACUCGACUUGACAACACUAAAUAUCUGUUUUCAAGCCGGGUACAAAACAACUAGCUAAAUUUUACUGAAUAACGAAUAAUUAUGCCCCGUCCGAGCUGAAAGGCAAAAAGAAGGAACCCUACCCUCAACUCCGUGAAGGCUGAUUAAACCAUGCAUAGGUCAUAUCGGUUUUAACUCGACCAGUCCCCUAAAAGAAGAGUCUAUAUACAUUGUAUUAAUAUUUAGCUGCUUCGAGACACAAAAAACAACCAUGAUAUAAUACUACCAUACAUGAUCUUCUUUGUUAUUUUUGAUGUUGUACAAAAAACUAUAAAGUGGGACAAAUCAAUAUGUUUCAUUUUCUGAUUAAAAUGAUAAAUCAUCUUAAAUAUUAAUUUUAAACAUCCACCGAUCUGUGGAAGUCCCUUUAUAGUUUCAUUAAUGUUUCUACACUAGGUACAAAGAAAAAGUUUACAAUGGAAUUUUAACAUAGUACAAGUAAACCCGGUGAGACAUGGGUCUUCAUAGGGCGGUUCUGAUAAUACAGUUAGACGUAAAUUCUUAGUAAUGUCGGUUGUUGAAUCGUUUAUGUGAUCUUUUUCAUAAUUGUAAUAUCCUAAAAAAACAUCCAGAUCUCUUUUAAAAGACAAGUCAGCAUACUUACGAAACACUUUGUUCAGAACUGUAGAUAUUUAAAAUGGAUCCAAAUAUAUUUUGAACUGAGAAAUAUUAUCUUUGUUUCACUUCAAGUCUCUCCAUAGCAAAUAGACAGUGUGACGAACAUAACAAACGGAAUCAUGACAAUCCCCUACCUACAACACAGCCUCCCGUAGAACCAACCAAUCAAAAUCCUCAGAAAGGCUUGGCUUUGUUUUCUAAAAGCAUCUUCCUAAGCUCCGCUGGAUCAAUCUCAUCCGCACAAUUAGAAGGUCUGUAAUAUCCUGUGACUGGAUCUGGAGCCCACGCAGACUCUGCCUCUUGAUUUGCUCUUUGUUCGAGCUUCUCCACGUAACUCUGGUGGAACAUCCCUUACUUAGUAAUCCUGGUGAUGUCGCAACGUAAUUACUCCUAGAAUCCAACAACAAUACGAUAAAUAUUAACAAAAAUAUUUUCACGGUAACAUUUUGUAUGUAGCCAAAAAAUACCUUAAGACAAUGGAACGAGAAACUGUAACGAUCCGAAUUUCGAUCUCGGAACUCGUUAGCCGGCUAAGGCCCAAGCAAUACAUCAAAACUAAAAUGUUUGUUUAUAAAUACCCCAUCUUCACAUUGUUUUCUCCACCUGCAUCAAAAAAAAGAAAUCAGAAAAGUUAGAGAGAAGAAGAAGUGAAAAAGAGAGAGAGUGAAAGAAAAAAAGAUAGGAACCACUGCAUGCUGCCACCAGGAGUCCUCGCCGGAGCCACCGCACGCCAGGACAUCGUCAAGCUCGUCAUCACCAUCAACCUCAGCUGAGAAUCGUCGGAAACCGCCGCCUCUUAAGCUUUGUUUUCGUCCGUUCAGUAUAUCGGCCAUAUCUUCUUAACCGUUGAGAAUCUCGCGCAUGAAGAGCCACCAUCGUGUUCCUCUCGUCGAGACAAAGCCGUAGCCACCGACCACGCCGCAAUCGGAGUCCGGACGAAGCCGCUAGAGCCUCCGGAAGCUUCGCCUCUGUGCGCGCGUGAGUUAUACGCGCCGCUGCCGGAAAUCGUCUCCGCCGCCAGACCACCGCCUCACCACUACCGGAACGCCGUCGCUGUCGCCGUGCUCCGCCUUCUGUCGCCGCCGUCGUCCGCCGUCACCACCGGUAAGCCAUCGCCGUCGCCGUCGGUGACCGUCGCCGGUGACUCGCCGACGACUCGCCAACUCGGCUGAGUCGACCCGGUGAGUCAACUCGGUUGACUCGGUUAACCGCUGGUUUGACUGGUUUGACCGGUUUAAAUUAAUUUCGUUUCGGUUAGGGUAAACCGGUCGGUUAGGACAAAUUGAUUUCUGGUCAAGGGUUGACCGGAUUGACCUUUGACCAUCGAAUUGACUUUUCCAUAAACCUUAACCAGACCCGUUUUAAACCGUUCGAAAGGCGUUCUCACUCGAUUUUUCGCCCUGAUUUCAGAUUUGGAGUCUAUUUGAGCAUCUGGAGUUCAUAGAUACCACAUUUCCCUAUUACUAAGGUGAGGGCUACUCCGUUAAACCCCGAGCUAGUUUAGUACUACCAUUAUGGAAAGUUUAGUUUCGAAACAUGAUCCGUCUCUGUGAAUCGAGUCUGUUUGAGAGUCUUACUUGUUCAUUAUUGAUAUUUAUUGUUAACCGGAAUUAGGAUAAUAGAGGAUUCAACGAUUGUGUGAAAUGAUUGAUGCUAAAAACUGCUAUAUAUAUGUAUAUACAUAGUUAUGAGUAGGGAUUAUGUGAUGAGGGCGUGAGUUCAGAGAUGUCUGAGCUUCGACACUACGGUAUGGUAUGGGCGUGAGUUCAGAGACGUUUGAGCUUCGACGCUACUGUUUGGGGCGUGGUGCAGAGACGUUUGCAUUUGACGCUACGAUGGGCGGGGGUACAAAGACAGACUGUACUAGCGACGCUUCGAGUAUAUGUAUAUAUCCUUAUGAGGAGAUGCGUGGUGCAUAGAGUAGCUAUGUACUAUAAGCGCAUGAGUUGUAACGGCUAGUCCUCUAGCCGAAUAUUGAUUGUUAUGUGUGGUGUAAUAGGCACCGUGUUUGUUUCAUGCUAGAGCUAUGCCUACAUUUUAGUAGUGCUAUGAACUCAGUCUGUGGUUUGCGGUUUAGCAUCCCAUACCUCGCUGGGCAACUCCCCUGUUGCUCACCCCUCCUUCUUUCCCCCUUUCAGGUGAGACCGACGAGCAGGAGUGAUUAUCGGACCGGUGCUAUUGGACUUUUGGGCUUCUAUCGCUUUUAUCAUUAUCGGGCUUUUAGGCCUUUGGACUUUUAUCGUUUAUGUUAUUUCCUAUUUCAGACUUACGGAUUUAUGUUGUCUUUAUAUUUCGGACUUAUACCGUUAUCUAUAUUUCGGAUGUUAUUUUAUAUUAUGGAUUUACAGCGUGGACGUUGACUUUUAUAUUUAUAAAUGAAGAUUUCAUAAACUAUUAUUUAUUGAAUUGUUUUUAUUAUUUCGAAAGUGACGGAUGUCACAGUUUUGGUAUCAGAGCGGGGUUCUGUCCCGGCUCCGACCCGGGAUGGCGAUUUUUGGAGACCUGGUUUUAUUCGGUUUUAUUCGGUUUUAUUCGGUUUUGACGGUUUUAGACGAUUUCAAAAUAUUUUCGGGGAUUUGGGGAUUUUGAAAAUGAAAAUAAAUAGCACAUUUCCGUUCGAUAUCACUUCUCCUUAAAUGUUGGUAUCAAAAGUUCAGCGUAUGUUGACUUUUCGCUUUCCUUUCAGAUGCCGCCAAGGAGAAGAACCACUCGUGCCCAGACCGCCAGAGCUGUUAGAGACGAUUUAGAUGAGCAUGAGCAGCCCGCAGUUCCGCCACCCGCGGCUCCACCAGUUGAUCAGGAUGCAUUGAGACAGAUGGUUCAGGAUGCCGCUAGACAGGCCGCUCAGGAGGCACUUCAGCAGAUUGCCCAGGAGGCAGCCAGGCAGGCCGCUCAGGAGGCUGCCCGAGUAGCUGCUCAGGAGGUUGCUCGUCAGAUGGCUGCAGUUCAGCAGGCUCCUCAGGUUCAGGUGCAGCAGGGUCCACAGAUUCAGGUUCAGCAAGUUCCACCGGUUCAGGUCCAGCAGGAUCAGCAGAUUCCCGCUCAGCAUGAUCAUCAGGAUCCCGUUCAGCAGGUUCCCCUUCCUCAGGUUCCACUGCAGCACGGACCAGCUCAGCAGUUUGCUCAUGGUGUUCAGGAUCUACCACCACCACCACCGCGACCUCAUGUUUACCCGGUUUAUGAUGAGAGGUUCUACAGGCUGACGCAUCAGAUGAGGAACAUGGAUAUGGAGCAUUUUAGUGGGACAGUGGAUGCUGUAGCUGCACAUGAUUGGAAGUUAGCCUUGCAGCGGAAGCUGGAGAUUAUUGAGUGUCCACCAGAGUUGUCGCUCAGAUUGACUAUGCAGUACCUUCGUGGAGAUGCUCUUAUAUGGUGGGAGGGAAUACGAUUGAGUCACCUUGGGCCAGAGAGGCUUACCUUCGCAGACUUCAUCCGAGAGUUCGAUAGGAAAUACUUUCCGAAGGAAGCUAUGGAUAGGAAGAAAUGCGAGUUCGAGCAUGUAAGCCAGGGUGAGAUGUCUAUCAGGGAGUAUGAGGUUGUGUUUAACCAACUUCGCAGAUUUGCUAGAGAGGGCAUUUUAGAGGAAGACCUGAUGAGAAAAUUUUUGAAUGGGAUGCGAGUGGAGAUUCGCAACAGGUGCCGUGUCGUCACUUAUCACAGAUUGGGAGAUUUGGUGGAGAAGGCUGCCGAGCAGGAGGCAGGUUUGGCAGAGGAGCAGAAGUACUCCAAGGCAGUUCAGCCUAAGUUUGGAGGGACUUCAGAGGCACAGCAGAGGACAUGGGACAAACCGAGCAUACAGUGCUUUUACUGUGGAAAGAUGGGACAUAAGAGUAGGGUUUGUCGGAGUAGGCUAUUUGAUGCUCAGGUUGCGCCACCAGUCAGACAGAUUGCAGCACCAGCAGCACCAGCAGCGGCACAUGUCUGCUUUGGCUGUGGUCAGCCAGGUCACUUCAUCAGAGAUUGCCCGAGGAGGGGAAAUGCGGCACUUCCACCACCACCGAAGCGUCUAGCCAUCGCUCCAUGUGCGUUUGCGGUUGGAGAUCCCCAUGGAGCUGAGCCGAUAGCGGGUAUGUGUUCUUAACAUACUUGCUUGUGUUAAUAUUUGUGGUUUUGUGGUUAUCUUGUAUAGUUCGAGAUUAGUGAAUGUCGUGUAUGAUUGGUUGUGGUUGGUGUGAGUUACCUCACACCUUAUUUGACUUAAGAGUUUUUCAUAGUUUUGUGAGUUCGCGUUUGGUUAAGUUUUAGUUUUUUUUGGGGGAUCUUCUAACCGAAAUAUAAGCAAAUUCAGAUUGUUGUUAUGGAGAGCAUGGGAACGAUCAAGAUUCAUCGCGAUAUACAUGUUAUCAUUUGAGUAUUAUGAUAGUAUCGUCGAGGUUUUUAUGGUGGGUCUAGUCGUACACCACUUUGUUGGACCAAAGUGGGGGAGAGACGUGAGAUGGAAUCAGCAAUGAUUCAAGAGACGGUAGAGCAAAUGGAAAUGCUCGAAGCUUAGGUUAGGAAGCCCAUGACCGUCAGAAGAGUUACGUGGAUAAGCGCCGUAAGGAUUUGGAUUUUGAAGUUGGCGACCUAAUAAAUCUGAAGGAGGAUGUUUCAAAAAGAAUCAAAGACUCGGAAUCUAAAGAAGCUUAACCAAAAUAUAUGGGAACAUAUCUCUUUAUUGGUCAGCAAGUGAAAUCAGUCUAGGGAGUGGUGACCAUGUAUCUAGUGACCAUGUUGGUCAAGGUUCGUUGGGAGGAAUAGGAUUCAAGAGGAGACCUGAGCCGAGCAAGGAUUAUUAUUCGAGGUUUUGUUACGAUGACAUUGGACAUGUCAGAUUAUGACUUGAAUUCGGGGACGAAUUCCUUAUAAGUGGGGGAGAAUUGUAACGAUCCGAAUUUCGAUCUCGGAACUCGUUAGCCGGCUAAGGCCCAAGCAAUACAUCAAAACUAAAAUGUUUGUUUAUAAAUACCCCAUCUUCACAUUGUUUUCUCCACCUGCAUCAAAAAAAAGAAAUCAGAAAAGUUAGAGAGAAGAAGAAGUGAAAAAGAGAGAGAGUGAAAGAAAAAAAGAUAGGAACCACUGCAUGCUGCCACCAGGAGUCCUCGCCGGAGCCACCGCACGCCAGGACAUCGUCAAGCUCGUCAUCACCAUCAACCUCAGCUGAGAAUCGUCGGAAACCGCCGCCUCUUAAGCUUUGUUUUCGUCCGUUCAGUAUAUCGGCCAUAUCUUCUUAACCGUUGAGAAUCUCGCGCAUGCAGAGCCACCAUCGUGUUCCUCUCGUCGAGACGAAGCCGUAGCCACCGACCACGCCGCAAUCGGAGUCCGGACGAAGCCGCUAGAGCCUCCGGAAGUUUCGCCUCUGUGCGCGCGUGAGUUAUACGCGCCGCCGCCAGAAAUCGUCUCCGCCGCCAGACCACCGCCUCACCACCACCGGAACGCCGUCGCUGUCGCCGUGCUCCGCCUUCUGUCGCCGCCGUCGUCCGCCGUCACCACCGAUUUGGAGUCUAUUUGAGCAUCUGGAGUUCAUAGAUACCACAUUUCCCUAUUACUAAGGUGAGACCAACGAGCAGGAGUGAUUAUCGGACCGGUGCUAUUGGACUUUUGGGCUUCUAUCGCUUUUAUCAUUAUCGGGCUUUUAGGCCUUUGGACUUUUAUCGUUUAUGUUAUUUCCUAUUUCAGACUUACGGAUUUAUGUUGUCUUUAUAUUUCGGACUUAUACCGUUAUCUAUAUUUCGGAUGUUGUUUUAUAUUAUGGAUUUACAGCGUGGACGUUGACUUUUAUAUUUAUAAAUGAAGAUUUCAUAAACUAUUAUUUAUUGAAUUGUUUUUAUUAUUUCGAAAGUGACGGAUGUCACAGAAACACUGCCGGAUGCGGUGGAGAAAGAGAUUUAACGGCGCCGGGGAGCGAACGAGCUGCCAUUUUAUUAUUUCGAUAUUCGAAUACUUGUGAUGUAAUAGGGUAUGUAUGCUGACCGAGAGCUUAGCUUUUAGCUACCGCAAAAGACGUUAUGUUCUUCCAGAGUAAACAGAUAAACAAUCCUUUUGCAGUAGCCGUCGGUGCUAAGCCGCCGUCAGAAUCUCCGGUGAUGAUUUUGUAGGAGUCUUUAUUAGGGUUUAUGGUGUUUAUAUACACAACGGCCCAUGAAUUUUCUCAUAAUUGUUGCCAAAGUUUACUGCGGUGGUAGACUGAAAUGUACGUUUACAAGAAAGAACAUCCUAUGCUGUCUUAUUUGUAUUGAAAUAAUGCAACACAUGAAAGAGUGUCUCCCAUAAUUUGAUCUCUGCAAUAAAAGUUGUAAUAUGUAAGUGAAGGGUUUGUGAUAAUACUAUCAUUGUGCUC